Messenger RNA from Ilex paraguariensis (yerba mate), 300 nucleotides. The record is from the annotation of a GenBank genome assembly. NCBI's taxonomy places the organism in Eukaryota, Viridiplantae, Streptophyta, Magnoliopsida, Aquifoliales, Aquifoliaceae.
AUGGAGUACGCUUCUGGAGGGUCUUUAGCUGAUGAGCUUAAAAAUUCUGGUGAACAUCGAUUAUCGGAAUCAGACAUCCGGCGAUACACGAAGUCAUCACCAAGAGGGCUUCACUAUAUUCACAUGAAUGGCAUUGAUGAAGUGGAUUUGGAUGAGGGAGAGAGUCUAGAAGAUGAUGACGUUGCAAACUGUUUAUGGAUGCCCAAAAAAGUUGGAAUAUUCAAUUUAAUGAUGGAUUUGAGAGACGAUAUUGAAGCGUCUACAAAUGAUAACUGGUACCUCAUGAAUCACCUUGCUUAA